Molecule: messenger RNA, 843 nt
Organism: Endocarpon pusillum Z07020
Lineage: Eukaryota; Fungi; Ascomycota; Eurotiomycetes; Verrucariales; Verrucariaceae
Exons: 1
Coding region: 1-843 (280 amino acids)
Source: RefSeq, a predicted model, not a curated record
AUGGAUGCUGUGAAGCAGGUUUUGACGGCCAGAGUCAGUAGACUUUCAGCCUUGAAGGCAGCCAAUAUCGGAACCCCCCGCUUCAUAGCGCAACUAGAGUCCACUAUCAAGAUCUAUGGCGAGAUCAUGAAGGUGGAGCCUGCGAACAUCCGAGAAACCACCCAACACAUCCAGGCCCUCAUGGAUGCUCUCGAUGACUACUGGGCCAAAAUGUUUCCAAGUUUCGACAGCGCAGCUGUGCUUUAUACUCGCAUGUCUAUGCAACGGCAAUUUGUGACAAGCAAAUUACUUGAGGACUAUCUCGAUAUCCCUUAUGUCGUCAGUCCGCAUCUCGUUUGGCUCGCAAGAAGCCAAGGAGAUCCGACAGAUCGCGAACAAGCCGCACAGUUUCUGGGAAUCAAGCUCGAUGAUACGGAGAAAUUUUAUCACGGAAAUGUGACUUCUACUCUACAUGAGAUGCUGCUUGAUCCGGACCAUGUCGCAGUCAAACUUCGUGCGGCGGCUGCAAGAAAUGGCCAGCCUGCAAGUGACAUUCAACCUCUCAUUGACAGAUGUGAAUGGGCAUCUCUCGCCUCGGCUUUAGUCAAGGACCGUAUCCUAGUGGACAAGCUAAUCGCCAAGUCGGACUUGUACGACACCAGAAAGAGACUCCACAGAAGUAUUGAUCGUGUGCAAGAGAAGUACUUCGAUACUUUGAUCAGCCCCGAGAGGUUUGUCAUCAGUUCGCGGGCGGGAGCCCUCUCUGCAAAGGUGGCAAAGCAGGCAUCAAUUCCUCCAUCCAUGGAAGCUCCGCCGCCGUAUUCCGAUUUGGCCGAGACUGAGACAACUAAUCAGAAAGAGUAG